AUGUACAAGUACGCAGCCACGUUUGUAUCAGUAUUAUCUAGUUUUGUUUUCGCAUCAACAUCAACUACCAACGAUGUCACCACAGCCGAAACACCUACCACCGUGGGAACAACAAGUCCAACCAACGGACAGACCACCACCGCGCAAGGAACAACAAAUUAUAGUACAACAGCAUCAUUAACAUCAUUUUUAUCAUCAACACAAUCAACUAUUUCGACAACAGUCUACACAACAGGGGAAACAACCACUGCAAAGGAGACUACUAACACGACGACAACAGAUCCAACAACAGUUCUGUUGACAACAGCAACGACAAACACAACAGAGGGACCAACAACAGGUUCAACGACGACAGCUGACAAUUCAACCACAGGUUCAACGACGAUAACUGACGGAACAACAGGUUCAACAACAACAAAUGGAGUAACAACAACAGAUACCACUGUUUCUCAAUCUAAUGGCACUACAGCUAAGACAACAGACACAGUGGCCACUACAAACUCGCAAGAGACAACGACAGGCACAAUUGCAACUACCUCCUCGCCUGUGACCAGCACCGCAGGUACAACAACUGUCUCACAGACUACUGGAACUACAGCUGAGACAACGACAGGCACAAUUGCAACUACCACCUCGCCUGUGACAAGCACCACAGGUACAACUGUGUUUCAAACUUCUGGCACUACCGUUUCAAGCACAGAAGGAACAACUGUCUCACAGACUACUGGCACUACAGUCGAUACAACAACAGGCACAAUUCAAAGUACAACCUCGCCAGUGACCAGUUCAGUAGAAAGUACCAUCACGCCAGUUAUCAGCACAGAAGAUACAGCCAUCUCUCAGACUACUAGUACUUCGUCUGAGCCAACGACAGGCACAAUCGUAACAACAACCUCGCCAGUGACAAGCGCUUAG
Messenger RNA from Mytilus trossulus (common blue mussel), 915 nucleotides. Its product is annotated as mucin-2-like. The record is from RefSeq and is a predicted model, not a curated record. Lineage: Eukaryota; Metazoa; Mollusca; Bivalvia; Mytilida; Mytilidae. The transcript is spliced from 12 exons. The coding region runs from base 1 to 915 and encodes 304 amino acids.